CUCCCUCCUCUUUCCCUCUGUUGCGCAGCACCGCGGGACUAGAGCACUAUACUCACUAUGGCAUCCACCACAGCACGGACUCUCUUAGUGCUUUUCGCCACCUUCUGUGCAUCAAGUACUGGAUCAACAGCCGACAAGCCCCUGCGGCCGCGGAACGUGCAGCUGACGUUGGUGGACAAGGGCCUGAGGGUAAGCUGGGAACCUCCCAACGAGCUGGACGGUCGGCCGGUGGACCGCUACAACAUUGGCUACGGCAAGUCCAUGAGGACACUCCGCUUCAUCAAGGUGGACAAGGACAGACGGUCCAAGGUACUGGAGGAUGUAGAGCCCGGAGUUCUGCACUUUCUCAAGAUGAGUGCCGAGAACAAGGAGGGGAUAAGCAAACCUGUGUACAGAGCAGAGACGCCAGGAGGUGGUGAGUGGGUCAAACUGGAUGGCUUCGCAGUGGCGGACGGGGCACUUGUUAACGCAUCAACUCCAGCUCGUCCAUCUCCUACUCCAGACAUGUGGACCAGGGCUAACUCCUCUGUCGGGAUCCCCGUGAGAGUGGUUGAUGGGGGGGUGCGCCCAUCAGGCCUGACCUCCUCCAGGGGGCAGCGGAUCCAGAGACCCCCCCAAUCAUCCUCCGGCCCUCGUCAGCCAGAUAGGGCCAGGGCAGGGACACCCCUGCUGGACCAGAGGUCCCAACACCACCACCACACCCAGCCACAGGCUGACCAGAGAAACAGACACAACCCCAAACUAGCGUCUGAGUCCAUCUAUGUGGUAUCACUGCAGGCACAGAGAGCCACGGGGCGGAGCGUGCCAAGCAACAGAGCCACCCUGACCAAAAAAACUCCCCCAGAGCCUGAGGAGUAUGAGGCCAAAGACAUUGGUGUGAGGGUCAUGUCCCCUCAGUCUGUCCUCAUCAGCUGGGUGGACCCGGCUAUCGAGAUGGAGAAGGUCCUACCUGGUGGCUCCAGACACUACACAGUGAAGUACAGGGAGAAGGGUGAGUCUGCUCGAUGGGAGUACAAGGAGACCAACCAGAGGAGGCUGCUGAUAGAUACCCUGUCAGCUGACGGGAUGUACGAGUUCUCCGUCCGAAUCUCCCAGGGAGACAACCACGGCAAGUGGAGCGUGUCCGUGUUCCAGAGGACCCCAGAAUCUGCUCCCUCUGGUCCUCCGGAGAACUUUGAUGUGAAGCCACUGAGAGGGAAGGGAACCGCUGUCACGGCGACCUGGGACCCACCUGAGGAACCCAAUGGGAGGAUACGAGAGUACAUAAUGUCCUAUGCUCCUGCCAUGAAACCUUUUGGGAUGAAGUCAGUGACAUACCGCGGCAGCACCACCUCAGCCAUCAUAGACGGCUUCCUGCCUGGGGACCUCUACAUCUUCAAGAUCAGAGCCACCAACAGGAGGGGCCAGGGUCCCCAGACCAAAGCCUUUAGCGUAGCCAUGCCUGGAGGCACCGCCAGCAGUGCUGCCUCCUCGCCAACUCAAGGUGGCCGUAGAACCAGCUACACCCCCUCUCAGGCGUCCAAACAGGACAGUUACCGUGACGAUGUCGUCAACCUCCAAUUAGAAGACGUGACCAAGGAGCCGACCACACCCACUCAGACCACAUCUGCCCCGCCCACCUCCAGGCGGACACGGCCCCUCACCAAGACACGCUCCUAUCACAGCAUCUUCUCAGAUGUGAGGGGCACGGUCAGGAACAGGGCGACCAAUCAGCGACUAGGAGCCGGUACUGCUCCAGCCAGAGACAAGGGGAGAAAGACAGAAGCAGAGGAUGAACAGGAGGAGGAGAACAAAACAACAGAAACCACUCGAGACGAAGAGGAGGAGAAGCUCACUAACGAAGAUGUGGAGGAGAAGAAAGAAGCAGUGACUCAGAACAAUGUUGUUCCUUCUACACCUGAGGACAGUGGCUACGUCAGAGGGAGAGGUAAAGGGAAGGAUGUAGAUGAGCCCUCCAGACCCAGCCUCAAAACAGAAGUUCCCUCAUCAGAGGGCUCCUCAUCAUCCUCUAAACCCUCCUACCCUCUCCGCAAACCUCUCUCUGGCAGACGCAUCAAUUCUGGUCGAAGACCAUUCUCCCGGACAUCAGUCUCAGGGUCAGUGUCCCAGUCAAAGACACAGGAUGCAGAAAAGGACAGCGCCUCCUCAUCCUCCUCAUCUUCUUCGUCCUCCAGCCCAUCCCCCAACGAGGAGUCUGCAGCCAUCAGGAAGGACGACACUGUCACCAACUACUCCGAGGGCAAAAAGACCUACAACCAGCCAAGUGCCACAGCGGCCAAACCCUCCACCUCAACCCCUAACCCAAACCAGGCCGCCUCAGAGCCCAAGACCGAGGCACCAUCUGUGGGAAGAGGAUCUGCUCUGCCGGGCCGUGGAUAUGGUUAUGGCAGGCGGAAACCCGGGAUCCUGUCUCGAGGGAAUCCAAAUGGCCAGGUUUUUACUGGACUCAUCAAACCUGGGUCAGAAUCGACUUCCGCCGGCAUGUCCCAGUCCACUCUACCAACCAAAGGCAAGAUCCCAGAAACAUCACACACUCACGGCUCACACACUCCUAGCACACAGGACUUAACACACCACCAAGACAAUAAUGACUACAACGACUACAAAGUCACAGAGGCAGAGGCCACCAAAGAAGAAGAACCCACUUCCAGUUCCCGGACCAUUUCCACUAAACAUUCUUCUGAGGACAGGACACAGGACAAGAGAGAGGAGGGGGGGAGGGGAGACAGGAGAGAGGAGCGAGGGAGGGGAGAUAGGAGAGGGGAUGGAGAGAUGGAAAACAGGAAAGAGGAGGGAGCGAGGGGAGACAGGAGAGAGGAGGGAGAGAUGGAAAACAGGAAAGAGGAGGGAGGGAGGGGGGAGAACUACUACAACACCCCAGCUCCCCCACCUUCCAAGACACCUGCUCCCCCUGCCUCCAGGAUUAACCCCUUUGUGAAACGGCACCAGAGCAGGUUUGGAACAGGGAUGGGGAGCAGUAGCAAGGUGUCUUCCCCCCGCGCGGACGGGAGGGUUCCCUGGAGCAGGACAGCCUCCUCAUCCUCUGUUGGGGCUGGAAGACCCAUCCUGAGAGGAUUCCCCUCUAGGACAGCUGCCUCGGGGGCAGCAUCUGCCUCAGGGGCAUCAAGGACCUCCGCAGUGCAGGAGACCAGUGAGGAUGCUAAAAAACCCUCCACCCUUUAUCCGUUAAAGAAUGGGGUGGGGGCUGGGGCACUUAAACCCUCUCUGCCCAACAGGAAUACUGUUCUAGGUGAAUCGAGGAAUCCCAUCACCUCCUCUUCUUCUUCUUUCUCCUCAUCCUCCUCCAGUAGUCGUAGAGACUCCAGUGAGCCCGUCCACAGAGGAAGCAGCACCAGGGAAGACAGCAGUAAUGACCAUAAGGAGGACUAUCUCUACAAGGGGAGUAAGGAGAUGUAUGAGUGGAAUGAGAAAGUCACAGACCCAACCACCGCCCCCAAAACUACUGCCACCACUACCACUGCCACCACUACCACUACCUCAGCCCCAACUACCGCCCGCAGGGUGCCCCAGAGUAGGGCCAUCGAGAGUGUGGACAGGGAAGCCACACCUGGUAGAACCAGGCCCAGUUUCGUCCCCGGUUCUACGCUCCCCCGCCGUACCAUUAUAGGUCCCAACGGGAGGGUGCGAUCUCCCCUGCUCAUAAACAGGCAGACAGGUUCUAGGUUCCCGCUUAGAGCACAACCAGCACAGAGCACACGGUUAGGUUCCUCCAACACAAACACAUCUUCUUCCUCUUCUUCCUCUUCCUCCUCUAGUCUGUCGCAGCCAGAUCACGGGGUUAGCGGGGCCGCUAGUGUUAGCACUGGAGGCUCCUCCCCUUCCCUCUCUCGCCCCUCCCACAGACAGACCUCCAUCGGCAGCACCCAGGGAUCUCAAGGCUCCUCUUCCUCCUCGUCAUUCUCAUCCAGAGACUCUGUGGUGGGCCAGGGUACAAGGACACGCUACCCCAGCCGGUCAGACCCCCAUCUCAGGAGUAAAGCCCCCAGUGGAGGCCUCAAGCCCAGCUACGGAAAUGGUCAUGGAAAUGGUAAAAAUGGCCGCCCCAAUCUCACGGCGACCAGUGACAAAGAGUCCAGCACAUCCAAUGACAACACCAAACCUAAUGGAAGAAGGUACAUCACUGGGCCUGAUGGAGCCAAGUGGGUGUUGGACUUGGAUAAGGGGGUCCUGAUGAACGAGGAUGGCAGGGUUCUCCAGGACUCUCAGGGCCAACCCAAGAGGGUGGUUCUGGGAGAGGACGGACGCACCAUCUUUGACCACCAGGGCAGCCCAUUGGUGAACCAGGAGGGCCAGGCUCUGUUUGGUCACGGACGGGAAAGCCAACCGGUGGUCAACCCCAAAGACAAGUUCCUGACUGUGGGUGGCAAACCCAUCAUUGGCCUGGACCAGGCUAAACCAAGGACCACAACCACAACCAGACCUCCUACCACGACCACACCUGAACCGACAACGCUACCAACCACCACUGAAAUGUCCACAGAGGAGACUAUAACCAUGCCGGUGUUCCCGACCUGUCCUCCAGGAACAUUUUUGAUCAGGGAUGAUGAGGGAUUCCCAAUGCUGGAUGCUGAUGGCAUCCUGGACUGUUAUCCUGAAGAGGAAUCCUCGGGACUGGAAACGGACUCUAUGGAUGAGUUGUUGUGGCAGACCACGCUGCCACCCACGCUGCCCCCCACCACCACCACCACGACAGACCACCCUACUCCUGAACCAGACACCAGGCCCUUCAACAAUAGCCCCUCCAAUGAGUUCGACCUCACCGGGAAGAAACGCUUCACAGCUCCGUAUGUGAACUUCAUCCAGAAGGAUCCGGGCGCUCCGUGCUCGCUGACGGAGGCUCUGGAAUACCUACAGGUGGACGUCCUGGAAAACCUGCUCAAGAAAGACAGCCUGGCUACUAAUCAGAAACAGCCGCCCAAAAACAAGCCCCACAACAUCACGGUGGUCGCCAUGGAAGGCUGUCACUCAUUCGUCAUCCUGGACUGGGCCAUCCCACUGAAGGAUGACAUGGUGUCAGGCUACAUGGUCCACAGUGCCUCAUACGAUGACGUCCUUAACAACAGGUGGUCCUCCAGUGCAUCCAGCGGCUCACAUCUGGCUGUUGAAAACCUCAAACCUAACUCCAGGUACUACUUCAAAGUGCAGGCGAAGAAUGUCUUUGGGCUGGGACCGGUCAGCGAUACAAUCACCUAUGUCACUGAGUCAGACGACCCUCUUCUUAUUGAACGACCACCUGGUGGAGAGCCUAUCUGGAUCCCCUUUUCCUUCCGAUACAACCCCCAGCACAGUGCCUGUAAGGGCAGCCAGUACGUCAAGAGGACAUGGUACAGAAAGUUUGUAGGUGUGGUCCUCUGCAACUCACUGAGAUACAAGAUCUUCAUGGGAGAUGGGCUGAAAGAAACAUUCUACAGUAUAGCAGACACAUUCGGUCAUGGGGAGGACCACUGCCAGUUUGUAGACUCUUACCUAGAUGGGAGGACAGGCUCCCCCAACCUCUCAAUGCAUCUGCCAACAGCACAAGGUUACUAUCGCUCAUACAGGCAGGAGCCAGUGAACUUUGGACCUAUCGGCCGGCGUACGCCACAUCUCUUCGGAGGAUGGUAUGAGUGCGGGGUGCCCAUCCCUGGCAAGUGGUAACACAGGGGGUCACAAAGAGUUCGUCAUUGAGGUCAACCCAACUCCAUCCUGCUGCAGCCUUUCUCAUGCUGUUACUGACCCCACCCCCUGGAGAUAAACUGUUGCUAACCACAGCAGAAAGACAACAACAUUCCAAAUGUAUACUACUUCAGAUUGAAGAGAAUAUAAUACUUUAAACAACAAUUAAUAUUUCCAUGUAUUCAUUAACAUGCACUUUUAUAAAAGCAGUCUGUAUAUGAGGGAGGAAAAGCAUGUACAGUUGCUUGCGAAAGUAUUCACCCCCCCUUGGCAUUUGUCCUAUUUUGUUGCCUUACUACCUGGAAUUAAAAUGUAUUUUUGGGGGGGUUGUAUCAUUUGAUUUACACAACAUGCCUACCACUUUGAAGAUGCACAAAAAAAUGUAUUGUGAAAAAAAAGAAGAAAACUUGAAAAUGUGCAUAACAAUUCAAAGUCAAUACUUUGUAGAGCCACCUUUUGCAGCAAUUACAGCUGCAAGUCUCUUGGGGUAUGUCUCUAAGCUUGGCACAUCUAGCCACUGGGAUUUUUGUUGCCCAUUCUUCAAGGCAAAACUGCUCUAGCUCCUUCUAGUGGGAUGGGUUCCGCUGGUGUACAGCAAUCUUUAAGUCAUACCACAGAUUGGAUUGAGGUCUGGGCUUUGACUAGGCCAUUCCAAGACAUUUAAAUGUUUCCCCUUAAAACACUCAAGUGUUUCUUUAGCGGUAUGCUUAGGGUCAUUGUCCUGCUCAAAUCUCUGGAAGACUGAAACAGAGUUUCCUCAAUAAUUUCCCUGUAUUUAGCACCAUCCAUCAUUCCUUCAAUUCUGACCAGUUUCCCAGUCCCUGGAGAUGAAAAACAUACCUGCAGCAUGGAUGCUGCCACCACCAUGCUUCACUGUGGUGGUGUUCUCACGGUGAUGAGAGGUGUUUGCUCCAGACAUAGCGUUUUUCUUGAUGGCCAAAAAGCUCAAUUUUAGUCUCAUCUGUCCAGAGCACCUUCUUCCAUGUGUUUGGGGAGUCUUCCACAUGCCUAUUGGCGAACAAGCAAUGGCUUUUUUCUGGCCACUCUUCCGUAAAGCCCAGCUCUGUGGAGUGUACGGCUUAAAGUGGUCCUAUGGACAGAUACUCCAAUCUCCACUGUGGAUCUUUGCAGCUCCUUCAGGCUUAUCUUUGGUCUCUUUGUUGCCUCUCUGAUUAAUGCCCUCCUUGCCUGGUCUGUGAGCUUUGGUGGGUGACCCUCUCUUGGCAGGUUUGUUGUGGUGCCAUAUUCGUAAACAUUUUUAAUAAUGUAUUUAAUGGUGCUCCGUGGGAUGUUCAAAGUUUCUGAUAAUUUUUAUAACCCAACCCUGAUCUGUACUUCUCCACAACUUUGUCCCUGACCUGUUUGGAGAGCUCCUUGGUCUUCAUGGUGCCGCUUGCUUGUUGGUGCCCCCUUGCUUAGUGGUGUUGCAGACUCUGGGGCCUUUCAGAACAUAUAUGUGACAGAUCAUGUGACACUUAGAUAGCACACAGGUGGACUUUAUUUCACUAAUUAUGUGACUUCUGAAGGGAAUUGGUUGCACCAGAUCUUAUUUAUAGUAUAGUCAAAAAAAAAUAGAAUGUUUUUAAACAAGUCAUUUUUUUCAUUUUACUUCACCAAUUUGGACUAUUUUGUGCAUGUCUAUUACAUGAAAUCCAAAUAAAAAUCCAUUUAAAUGACAGGUUGUAAUGCAAAAAAUUGGAAAAAUGCUAAGGGGGAUGGAUACUUUUGCAAGGCACUGUAUUGCUAUUGCUUAGUUUAACUUUUGUCUUCCGGAUCAGAAAGUGUCCUUGUUUAUUCCCAUUCCCAACUAUUGCCGAGUCAGCCCCUGGCAUUAUUUAUCUCAUCAAAGGGCACCUGUGAUUAUGAUAUCACCAAUGAAAUGGAGAUCAUGUAAAAGACCAAAGCACAAACUGAACAGUACUAAUGGGAGCUAAGGGUUUAUAUGUGUGUUUAUUAUUAAUCAAGAUAUUUGGUUCAUAACAGUAGUAUGAUAGAGUAAUGGCUUUUGACAACUACUUUUGGUGUCAGUUGUUUUCUUGAACAUACAUAGUGUUUUUAUACUCUUUGGUAUUUACGAGACGAUAUGAGAAGUUGGUGUGGAAGUGUUGUAUGUAUACGGACAUUGAAAAAAAUUAUAAUAUUUGCUCAGGAAUGGUUGGACAUUGAAUAAAGGUGCUAUGGAAAACAA
Molecule: messenger RNA, 7864 nt
Organism: Oncorhynchus kisutch (coho salmon)
Lineage: Eukaryota; Metazoa; Chordata; Actinopteri; Salmoniformes; Salmonidae
Product: fibronectin type III domain-containing protein 1
Exons: 23
Coding region: 58-5658 (1866 amino acids)
Molecular function (GO): protein binding
Source: RefSeq, a predicted model, not a curated record